This is a messenger RNA of Aspergillus vadensis CBS 113365, 546 nucleotides long. Its product is annotated as translationally-controlled tumor protein. The transcript is spliced from 4 exons. NCBI's taxonomy places the organism in Eukaryota, Fungi, Ascomycota, Eurotiomycetes, Eurotiales, Aspergillaceae. The coding region runs from base 1 to 546 and encodes 181 amino acids. Gene Ontology annotation, molecular function: calcium ion binding. The record is from RefSeq and is a predicted model, not a curated record. Gene Ontology annotation, cellular component: cytoplasm.
AUGAUCAUUUACACGGAUAUCGUCUCCGGCGACGAGGUUCUCGCCGACACCUACAAGAUCCAGGAGGACCCCGAGAGCAAGCUCCUCUGGACCUGCGACUGCCGCAAGUACCUCAAGAAGAGCAACGAGGACUUCCAGCUCGAGGGUGCCAACCCCUCCGCUGAGGGCGGUGAUGAGGAUGCCGGUGGUGAGGGUGAGGCCGUCAUGGUCCACGACAUUGAGGACCAGUUCCGUCUCAACUGGCUCAAGACCGAGGAGGGCCUGAAGCCCUCCAAGGAUGCCUUCAAGGGUCACCUCAAGAGCUACGUCAAGAAGGUCCUUGCCAGGCUCACCGAGACCGGUGCUUCCAAGGAGACCAUCGAUGAGUUCAAGGCUGGUGCCGCCGGUGCUGUCAAGAAGAUCCUUGGCAACUACGACAACUACGAUGUUAUGAUGGGUCAGUCCAUGGACGGUGAUGCUAUGCACAUCCUGAUUGACUUCCGUGAGGACGGUGUCACCCCCUACGCUACCCUCUGGAAGCACGGUCUCCAGGAGGUCAAGGUCUAA